AUGUGGCGUGUCCUGGACCCUCUCUGUCCUGGACCCUCUCUGUCCUGGACCCUCUCUGUCCUUGGACCCUCUCUGUCCUGGACCCUCUCUUUCCUGGACCCUCUCUGUCCUGGACCCUCUCUGUCCUGGAUCCUCUCUGUCCCGGACCCUCUCUGUCCUGGACCCUCUCUGUCCUGGACCCUCUCUGUCCUGGACCCUCUCUGUCCUGGACCCUCUCUGUCCUUGGACCCUCUCUGUCCCUGGACCCUCUCUGUCCUGGACCCUCUCUGUCCUGGACCCUCUCUGUCCUGGACCAUCUCUGUCCUUGGACCCUAUCUGUCCUGGACCAUCUCUGUCCUUGGACCCUCUCUGUCCUGGACCAUCUCUGUCCUUGGACCCUCUCUGUCCUGGACCAUCUCUGUCCUGGACCCUCUCUGUCCUGGACCCUCUCUGUCCUGGACCCUCUCUGUCCCUGGACCCUCUCUGUCCCUGGACCCUCUCUGUCCUGGACCCUCUCUGUCCCUGGACCCUCUCUGUCCUGGACCAUCUCUGUUCUUGGACCCUCUCUGUCCUGGACCAUCUCUGUCCUGGACCCUCUCUGUCCUUGGACCUGAAUCUACAGAAAAAACUCCAAAACUCUAUCACAACUGA
Molecule: messenger RNA, 630 nt
Organism: Knipowitschia caucasica
Lineage: Eukaryota; Metazoa; Chordata; Actinopteri; Gobiiformes; Gobiidae
Source: the annotation of a GenBank genome assembly